AUGAGCAGCGCGGAACUGCGGACGCAAGACGUCGUGAAAGUGCUGACGAAUGAGCACAUCAAGAGACAAGGGAAAAAGACGACAUCGGUGAAAACUGAAGAAGCGACCAAGGCCUUCAAUACCGAGCGUGAGGUUCGUCAGUGUACGUUCUGCGGAAAAUUGGGGCACACGGUGGAAAAGUGCUGA
Peronospora matthiolae is the source of this 186-nucleotide messenger RNA. The record is from the annotation of a GenBank genome assembly. Lineage: Eukaryota; Oomycota; Peronosporomycetes; Peronosporales; Peronosporaceae.